This is a messenger RNA of Chlorocebus sabaeus (green monkey), 690 nucleotides long. The record is from RefSeq and is a predicted model, not a curated record. NCBI's taxonomy places the organism in Eukaryota, Metazoa, Chordata, Mammalia, Primates, Cercopithecidae.
GUCUGUGGGUUUCCCGCCAGCCGCACUCUUGGGCCAUAAUCAUGGUGGACAUGAUGGAGUUGCCAAGGUCACGCAUCAACGCCAGCAUGCUAGCUCAGUUCAUAGACAAGCCUGUCUGCUUCGUAGAGAGGCUGGAAAAGAUUCAUCCCACUGGAAAAAUGUUUAUUCUUUCAGAUGGAGAAGGAAAAAAUGGAACCAUCGAGUUGAUGGAACCCCUUGAUGAAGAAAUCUCUGGAAUUAUGGAAGUGGUUGGAAAAGUAACCACCAAGGCCACCAUCUUGUGUACAUCUUAUGUCCAGUUUAAAGAAGAUAACCAUCCUUUUGAUCUUGGACUUUACAACAAAGCUGUGAAAAUUAUCCAUGAGUUCCCUCAGUUUUAUCCUUUAGGGAUUGUGCAACAUGAUUGAUCUUGAUGGAUUUUCAUACAAUUGCAAAUGAGCUACAUUAAAGACUAUUAAAGGAAGCCCCUCUUGUUUGAGGGGGAGAUUUCUGUGCUUUCUCAUAUUUAAUUUGCUCUUUUUAAGAUAUUCCAACCUAGAGUUUUUGAUGGAACUGAUAUAUUGACAGUUCUCACCUAAGUCCUUUUAUAAAGAAUUGCUACUCCAAUAUAUGGUCAGAUUAGAUGCAAGAAUAAAGCAGUUCUCUGAGUUUAGGUUUCUAUUUUAUUAAUAAAAACUAAAAUGGUACAUA